Amoebophrya sp. A120 is the source of this 3959-nucleotide messenger RNA. NCBI's taxonomy places the organism in Eukaryota, Dinophyceae, Syndiniales, Amoebophryaceae. The record is from the annotation of a GenBank genome assembly.
GCUUGUUUGUAUCGAUACACAUCAGUUCGGAGAUAGACAGAGCUCCUUACACAGUGCUACCAGUCGUUUUCGAUGCCCGCCAAAUAGAAUACCUACGCUUAACCUGAAGCAAAAUCAUCUAGAAAGAAGGAAGCAUCGCACGACACCAGAAGCGCAUCAUGGAGUUCGAGGCCGACGAGAUUCUGGGAGAGACUUUCUCCCUGAGCGAGUUGUGUUGCGACGCGGCGAGCCUUGUUGGUCUUGCUGCCCAACUGCAGGGGGAACAAGCAGGAGCGACUGACGACCUGCGCCAGCGUUUAGGCGCAAGUGCGGCUGAUUUGCGACAGUUGCUGGGGUUAGACACGGACGGCAAAAAUCAAAUGGACUUUUUGAGACAGUUAGUAGCAGCCCAGAAAACGGGCACAUUUGCGGAGUCCGACGCAUUGAAAGCGAGGCAGUUCACAAAACAACUUCUCGGGGAAGGUGAAAAUUCCGCCGCCAAAGUUGCCGCUGGCGAUCAACGUGUCGCCAUUACGGGACCCACACAGCUUGUUCCAAAUCCGCAGUGUGCGUUGCUGAAAUUUUUUCGCGAAAAAACUGCGACGCCGCAAUCAACGCGGAGAGCGCAGGAGCGUUGGACAGUGGACAACUUCGGCAGGCCGAGCAGCGAGGGUGAGCCGCCAUCGACGAAAAGCCGCAGCACAGAAACCAGCACGAACAGCGAGGAGGGAUUGCAGCUCUCAUCUUCAGGUACCACCGCCUCGAACGUUGUUGUGCAAGAAGACGACGAAAAUGUGGACGCGCAUUUAGCCUCUCUAGGUUUCGAUGCCUCGUCCCCCAGCUGCUCUGAUUCAUCGCCGGUCAAGGCAGUGGCAAGGACGACCGACAGAGAGGAAAUGGUGCCGACGGCGAAAACAGAAGUUGACGUCGUGGGGCACCAGCCGCAGCAAACAACGAACUCCAGUCUUCCGGACGGAGUUGAAAGUAUGCAAAAUCAAACCAAACCUGUCCACCCUUACGCGGACGUGAUAUCUCAGAUGCGUGCAGCGGCCCACUGGCCGAGGCUGGAGGACAUAGCAGCCGAAUUACAGAAGUACGAGGCCGGGGAGUACAACUUCAAACCCGCCCGGAUGCGAAACAUCUUCGGCGCGAACACGGCCCCCGCACAAGCCAUGUCGAAACUCGAUGCGUACUUCACGGUUCCGAACGUGAAUGCGCGAGUAAGCACAACAGGGGACAACUUGUCUGACAAGAACAAAGCCGCCUGCUACGAAACGCCGACCGACCUCGUGCUGGUUCGCACCGUCGCGGACCUGCAGCAGAUGAUCGCGGAUCUGGCCACGGAGGAUUUCGUCGCGAUCGACAUUGAGCACCACUCCGCGCACUCGUUUCGCGGAUUUUGCUGCUUGCUGCAGCUGUCUUCGAAAUCCACCGACUACAUCGUCGAUUUGAUCCCGCCACCGAGCCAGCUGGAAACUGUCGCCGAUUUCCGCGCGGCGGUCACUCUGCUCAACAAAAUUACGGCAAAUCCGGCGAUCGUUAAGGUACUUUUCCGUGAACAAAAGUUCGUGAUUGAUUUGUUGUGCUCUGCUGGAAGACCAACAAGAUGUCGAACAACUGUGCUGCGCAGUCGAAGUAGAGUCGUACACCUCCUGCAAAAAUCGAGAAUGAGAUGUAGAUUCGCGCUAAAGUCAGGCAACGCAACGCAGCGGCUCCUGCCAGGAAUUGUUUUUUGUUUUGUCGAACGAAAAUUUAAAUUUUUGUUUUCUCUUCCAACUACAGGUCUUCCACGGAGCCGAUCACGAUGUGAUCUGGUUGCAACGCGACUUCGGGGUUUACCUUGUGAACCUGUUCGAUACCGGGCAAGCCACCCGAGUCUUGCGCUACCCCGGCGGCUUCGGGCUGGCAAAUUUGUACAAGACGGAGCUGAACUUUCUGCCCGACAAGAGUCUCCAGCUGGCGGACUGGCGAAAGCGACCCUUGGAGGCGCACUGCGUCAACUACGCACGGAGCGACACGCAUUUCUUGCUCUACGUGUGGAUGAAGCUGAUGGUGCAGCUUUACGCGCAGGAGGACGGGAACGCGAACACAGCACCAGCACAAAGCGGUUCCUACGGCAGUUCUGCGCUCAGUUGCUUCAAUAGCGGAAAAAAUGCAGCGGCGACGACCAGCAAAAUGAAUCAGGCCGCUUCUGUCACGACCGCGGUAAGAGAAUGCUUUGAAAAGUCGCAGAAAGUCGCACUGCAGGUGUACCGAGUGAAGAACCCGUUUCCGCUGCCGAGAUCGUACCUGAAGAUGGAGGCUUCGAAGAUCACGUCGAAGCACAAGCUCCCGCGGAAUCACGGAUACUGGCAUUUCGUUCAGUUCGGCCGGCUGGAGAACAUUCUCGAGUGGCGCGAUUGUGUUGCGCGGGUCGUUGACGAGUCCGAAUUCCAAAUUUUGCCGCCGCACGCCUGCUGCCAACUCGCCCUGCUGCCGCUGGAGGACGAUCCGAGUGGCGCAGUCCCGCGGGAGCGAGGUUUGGAGUACUUUGCGAAGAACGUAUCGGUCGCGCAUUUGAAGGAGCAGGUACGCCAGGUGGUGUACAGAAACAUGAGUCGCAUGGAGCCGGCGGAGCGGGAUUUGACCCUCAGUGAGGUGGACACACUGUUUGCGGUUUGGCGCCUCGGCACGGUGGCCGAUCGGGAACAGCGGGCUCUUGAGAUGGCAAAGCUGUUGGAAGAAAAGUAUUUAAAGAGAGAAAUUGAAAUGAUCGUUGGAGUUGCUCAGAAAAUCGCAGACGAGAUGAACGACACCAACUCCAAGGAGCCUGUUUGUAUUCCGCCUGUGGCUGUCGCUGCGGAUCCGAAUGCAAGCGCCCUUGAUGCCGCCGAAGAACCGGUAGUCCCGCAAAACACGGCCGCGGACGGGAACAGCGAUGUUGGGGAAAGUCGCAAGCGACAGGCUGCGGCCACUUCUAGUGACAUGGGGGCUUCGGAAAGUACGGGUAAGAAUGGACCUUCAGCACUGCAGAAUACGAGUGGCAUCGUCUGGCUAAAACCCGUGGCCGAUCCGGCUAUUGUACAAGCAGCGCAUGCAGUUUCCGAGUCAGUGCUUGCAGGAUCCAAACGCAGAAAGUUCGGCGCCCCCACCUCCAAAGUUGCGGACUUUUUUCAAGCGGUCACAGCAGCUGUGAGCAAACAACGGGGUCACAGCGCUGUGCUUCAGUUAAUCGACGACAGUUCCGAUGAGGAUGCCUCAUCGACAGAAGGCGAAAACGACGGCACAGAAACAAAACGAGUGCGAUCCGACCAGCUUGGUUUGCAAAUGGCGCAGCUAAGUAGAAACAAACCCGCACCUGUGCAAGCAAGUUGUACCGGAGAAGAUCGAUUUCUGAAAGUUGUUGCACCUCCACCUCCACCAACAAAGGCCGAGACUGAAGAGGAGAAAGCAAUCGCCGCAGGCUCAUCGACAACCGUUGUUCUGCGAGGCGACAAUGCCCCCGGUGCGAGCGGGACCGGGCGGAGACGAAAGAAGCACAAAAACCUGCUGCCUGCUAACGGCGAAACGACCGUGGCCGCAACGGAUCUGCCUGCUGUUGAAGAAAAACAAAUCGCCGGUGUCCCGAAUUUAGGGUUUUCGUCUCUCGACGACACAACCGGACAGGCGGCAGCUGCGGCGCUCGGCGCGUCUUCUAAGAAAAAGUCAAAAAAAGCAGUGAGAAAGGAAGCGAAAAAUAACGAAGCUGCUAAUAGGCCUCAGCAGUUUCAUGCUGGUGGAGGUGCUGCUGCAUUUCAGCCGGAUCGAUUGCUUGUGCGUUCCAAGAAGGAUGGCAGGACCAGGAGCAAGGGCAAAGGCAAAGGGAAAAAAGGAGGUCAGGUUGAAGAGUCGGGCUUUCGACAGAAGAACAAGUGAGAAGCAUAUGUAUACGUUCUCGCUGUAAAACAUAAACAUGCACGAGCGCGACAAGGACAUAUUUGAAACUCAGAACUCAUUUACAU